UUAUGGUAUUCAGCCAAACAUGCAAACUCAUGAUGACGGUGAGAAAUCCGAGACAGUCACGAGUACGAGGGCGUGUCAAGUCAAGUUAGUUUAAUUCAUUGCGCAAGACAUAUGCCUUACUCUUUGUCUGUAAGGCUUUAAUUUUUCAAGUGUUUCCCAUAGGAUUUUGACAGACUUGUGGCGCUGGUGACGUCACAAUUAGCAUAUUAGUGACAUCGUUAGUCCUUUUUUGACGUCACAAACUAAUUAGCAUAUUUGUGACGUCAUCACGCCGUGUUAGCACUUUUUUUGACAAUAAAAAGUUGACAAAAGCGCUUUUUUAGUUCAAAAAAACGCUCGCAGCGUUUGGUUACAAAUAGCACGAAUGGAAAGGACAAAUGGAAACGACAGGUCUCUGUCAUUGGUUAGCUGUGAAAAGGGAGCUUGACGUAGGACAUUCUUUUCAGAAAAGUUGAACUUUUUUCAACCUCAAAGGACGCUCUGAGCUGCAGAAAAAGACGCCGGUGUUCUGCCAAUUUAUGCUACCCUGUCAAAUUUUGCUACCUUCAUACAAAACAGAACUAACCCCUCCCCCAACCCUGUGCGUUCAGACCGCCGCCGUCGAGAGCGUCUAAGUGGCCGGAAGUCAUUCAUUUUCAAUCUAACUGUGCGUUCAGACCGCCGCCGUUGAGAGCGUCAAAAAUCGCUCUGGCUGCCCUGCCAACAACGCUGUAGAAAGAGUCUUGGGCGCGCUGACGCUCUGACGUAGAUCGAAAUCUUAUCUUGUAUUUAAAGGGGCCUCAAAGCAAACAAGCUUGUUGAUCUUGUGCAGACUGACCACAAGAAAUUGAUCGGUGGAAAAAACUUUAUUGUAGUUACACGUUUGCUAACGAAAUAAUAUUCUGCAGCAGUAACACUGUUUUGCAUUCUCUGGCGCUAAAGUUAGCAUGAAAUUUCCGCUUAUUUACAGAAAAUGUAUAACGUUAAUGCACAUCAUCAGCAACUCACCAGGAACACAAACAAUCUCAGACACCUUGGUCCACGCAUCAUUUUUUUUAUUUAUGUCCCUAUACGCAAACUGGGACGCGUCGUAUAGGAUUGGGAAACCCGUCACAGCAAUUAUCAACUUCUCCUCCAUUUUGCUUGGGAACUAAUGUGGUCGGAACCAAAGUUUACAGGGCUGCUUUCUCUGGAAUCAUCUCAAGCGAUGGACUUCUACGUUCCGAUUGGUUGCCGCCGAACCGUCAUAGCUCAUUACCAUAAAGUUGACCUGAUUUCAACUCUCCUUGACGCCCUCAACGGCCUAGACGUGCCGCGCCGCUCCUCGCCGCCAGCUCACAUUGAAAAUGAAUGACUUCCGGCCACUUUGACGCUCUCGACUGCGGCGGUCUGACCGUAAAGUACACGUUUAAAAAAGCGCUCAGGACGUUUUUUGAAAACACGGUUUACUCCAUAAGAUUAUAAUGUAAAACAGACAUUACUCCUUUUUUGAAGCUGCUAAUGUCUGAACAUGGCUGUAUUUUACAACGGGAUGCCACCAGCAUUCACUUUAACCGCUGCUAAAAUUCUGAUUUGCAACAUCAUCUGAUAAAAUCACAAUACAGUACAUCUACAUUAAAGAGCGGCUAUAUGCUGUUUGCCCUUUCUCGACAAUGUGUUGCUGUAUUACGAACGCUUCUUUGAUUUGAAAUGCAAGUGACAGUUAAAUACGAGAGGCCGAGGGCUCGCGCACAUCGGAAGAGCUCAUCGGAAGAGAGAGUGCACGCGAACACGGAAGAUGAGGACGCGCACGCGGCCACGUGACGCUCCACUCACACCAAACAAGUCAGGAAGGAGAGAAGACGUGUAAGCGCUGUUUAUCCACUAGUUAUUCGAUCACAGAUACUGUCAUUAGCACGGAUGGAUAAAACAUAAAUAUACCUGGGCGGACCGCCCAAGUAAAUGCAUUGUAUGGGAAACGCUGUAUGGCUUAGUUACAGUAGAUGACGGCUAGAGACAAGCAGAUCUCUCAUGCGUAAAUGUGGGCGCCUCCAUCUUUGAGCUGUUUGUGUUUAGACUUCCGUAAAAUGGCAGAAGGCAGUUUUUCUCAAGACAAGUUCAGCUGUCCAGUGUGUUUGGAUCUACUGAAGGAUCCAGUGACCAUUCCAUGUGGACACAGUUACUGUAUGAGCUGUAUUACAGACUGCUGGAAUCGGGAGGAUCAGACGGGAGUCUACAGCUGCCCUCAGUGCAGACACACAUUCACUUCAAGACCAGCUUUAUGUAAGAAUGUGAUGUUUGCUGAACUGGUGGAGCACCUGAAGAAGACAAAACUACAAACUACUGCUCCUGUUUACUGUUAUGCUGGGCCUUUAGAUGUGGAGUGUGACGUCUGUACUGGGAGAAAAUACAAAGCUGUCAAGUCCUGUCUGGAGUGUCUGAACUCAUACUGUCAAAAUCACCUUGAACAACAUGAAAAAUUAUUUCAAGGUAAAAAGCACGAUUUGAUGGAUCCAAACGGGCAACUUAAUGACAUGAUCUGUCCAAAACAUAACAAACGGCUGGAAAUCUACUGCCGUACUGACCAACAGUGCAUUUGUUAUCCAUGUUUGAUGGAUGAGCACAAAACCCACAACACUACAACAGCUGUAGCAGAGAGGACUGAGAAACAGAAACUUUUAGAAGAGACACAGAAAAAAUUCAAGAGAACAAUCCUGGAAAGCAAAAAGAAGAUUCGGGGGCUAAGAAUGGAUGUGGAGUCUUAUAAGCGCUCUGCACAGACAGCAGUGAAGGACAGCGAGAGGAUCUUCACUGAGCUGAUUCGCUCCAUUGAGAGAUGUCGCUCUGAGGUGACACAGCUGAUCAGAGAUCAGGAAAAGGCUGCAGUGACUCGAGCUGAAGGAUUCUUAAAGCAACUGGAGCAGGAGAUUGUUGAUCUGAGGAGGAGAAAUGCUGAUCUGGAGCAGCUUUCAGGCACAGCCAAUCACAUCCAUUUCCUGCAGAGUUUCCAGUCUCUCUCUGCAGCUCUUGAAUCUCCAGUCUCACACAACAUCACUGUCAGUCCUCUGCCCUCUUUUGAUGAUGUGAGAAAAUCUGUCUCUCUACUGAAAGAAAAACUGGAGAACUUCAGAGAGGAGGCUAAAAAGAUAUCUGGAAAGGUCACAUAUAUCACAAUUAUUCAGAAUAAACCCACGACCAGGAGGGAGUUCUUGCAAUAUUACCGUCAGUUCACAAUGGAUUCAAACACAGUGAAUAAACGUCUUCGUCUGUUUGAUGGGAACAGAUCGGCAACUAAUACUGAUACAGUUCAGCAGUAUUCUGAUCAUCCAGAUGGAUUUGAUUUUCGGGCUCAGGUGUUGUGUAAAGAGAGUGUAAAUGGACGCUGUUACUGGGAGGUUGAGUGGAGUGGGGAUGAAGGUGUGUUAUUAUCAGCGUCAUAUAGGACCAUCAAACAGAAGGGACAUGGUAAAGAAUGUACAUUCGGAUGGAAUGAUCAGUCCUGGAGUUUGUUCUGCGCUCCCUUUAGAUGCUUAUCACUACACAAGAGAAACUGGACUGAUCACCCUGUGUCCUCCAGCAGCUCUAGAAUAGGAGUGUAUGUGGAUCACAGAGCAGGAACUCUGUCCUUCUACAGCGUCUCUGACACAAUGACUCUCAUCCACAGAGUCCAGACCACAUUCACUCAACCUCUCUAUCCUGGGUUUACUGUUAACAAAGGAUCCACAGUGAAAGUGUGUAAUCUCACAAAAUAGAUCAUAGAGAGAAUCACAUAUAUUUAGGGUUAUCUAAAAUCAAAGAACUGUCUAAAUUGUUUUACAUUUGUGAACUACCCAUCCUGUCCUUCUGAAACCUCUUAUCAUCAUAUUGAUUUUUAGUUUUAGUUUUUUUGUUGUUGCCAUAAAUCAUUAUUGUUAUUAGUCACCCUUUAUGUUUGUCGCUGGGUUUUGCAAGUAUCUAACCAACAAAAAGUAUUAAAACGUGCUUGUCAACUUUGACAACACAGUAUUUAAUCAUUUAAAGGUCCGGUGUUUCGUUUUUUGGAGGAUCUAUUGACAGAAAUGCAAUAUAUCAUACAUAACUAUGUCUUCAGAGGUGUAUAAAGACCUUACAUAAUGAGGUGUUCUUUUUAUUACCUUAGAAUGAACCAUUUGUAUCUACAUACAUCGCGGGUACCCUUACAUGGAAGUCUCCGUGUUGUUUCUACAGCAGCCCUAAACGAACAAACUGCUCUACAGAACGUGUUUCAUAGAUACGUUUU
This is a messenger RNA of Triplophysa rosa, 4216 nucleotides long. Its product is annotated as tripartite motif-containing protein 16-like. Lineage: Eukaryota; Metazoa; Chordata; Actinopteri; Cypriniformes; Nemacheilidae. The record is from RefSeq and is a predicted model, not a curated record. The transcript has 7 exons. The coding region runs from base 1998 to 3710 and encodes 570 amino acids. Gene Ontology annotation, molecular function: zinc ion binding; protein binding.